Messenger RNA from Trichoderma asperellum CBS 433.97, 2196 nucleotides. The record is from RefSeq and is a predicted model, not a curated record. Lineage: Eukaryota; Fungi; Ascomycota; Sordariomycetes; Hypocreales; Hypocreaceae.
CUCGUCCCGUAUACACCAAAUCCAGAUUUUAUCAAUGGGCCUAAAAUUCAAAGUGAGAUUGAGUAUCAUUUCGGCCUGGGCGGUUAUGGGGGGCUUUCUCAGCCGCGUACAAGGGUUUCACUCUGUGGCCUUGGCGGCACAGGAAAAACACAAAUAGCAAUAGCUUUCGCAUAUUGGCUCCAAGUAACGAGCCCAGAUGUUUCGAUAUUCUGGGUUCCUGCCAGCAAUGCCCAUCACUUCCGAGAGGCCUAUGCUUCGAUUGCUGAAAAAUGCAAUGUGCCUGAAAUUGAUGACCCCGAAUCAAACGUUUUAUUGCUAGUUAAAAAUUGGCUAGAAGCGCAGAGCAAUUCGCAGUGGCUCAUGAUAGUUGACAGUGCCGAUGAUAAGGGGCUAUUUUUCCCUUCUCAGAGAGAGAAGGAUAUUUCAGCCAUGGAGACACAAUUAGCCGGCGAAACCAACGGCUUAGCUCAAUAUCUACCAGUUUCCAACAAUGGCUGGCUUUUAUUUACCACGAGAAAUAAGCAAACGGCAGUCGACCUAUGCCAGGGAGGAGUCCCCAUUGAAGUCCCCAACAUGACUGCCAGAGAGGCCCACCAACUUGUGAAAGCCAUUUUACCCGGCGCAUUCUCCUCAACAGAAAUAGCUGCUCUCUCCUCCAAACUUGAACAUUUGCCGCUUGCGCAAGCGCAAGCGGCAUCAUUUAUUCAAAAGAGCUGCACAACUAUACGCGACUAUAUUGACCGCUUAGAUAAGGGAGACUCUGCAUUCAUUGAUCAGUUAAGCGAAGCAUUUGAAACUGUGGGAAGAGACUCUAGGACGCCACAUGCAGUCGCGGCAAACUGGGUCAUUUCGCUAGAGAAAAUCGAGAGAGACGAUAUGUUAGCAAGCGACAUUUUGUCUUUCCUCAGUGUCUUGCAUUAUCAGGCCAUUCCAAAGCACCUCAUUGAACACUACUAUCUCUCGCUAUGCUUAGAUGAGAAUGGAAGUAGUAAUUCAUUUGCUCUUUCAAAUGCACUAGGCUAUCUUAGAGCCUAUUAUGUUAUAUCUGAGGGAACAGAUCAUCAAGAUAUAAACAUGCAUCGUCUCGUGCAGUUAGUGAUACAGAAGUGGCUCGUAGCCAAAAAUCGAAUGGCUGAAUACGUUCGACGUGCUAUGAUGGUCUUAUUAGCCAAUUUUCCAACCGAAAGUUAUAGAACAUUCCUAAAAUAUCUUCCUCAUGCGAAUUGUGUUCUGGGGAAAGGGGAAAGUAACUCAGAAGCUGGUUAUGCAGCCCGAGCAUCGCUUCUGCGUCAAAUGAUAUUAUACCUCUCCAGCAACGGCCACUAUAAUGAAAUUUUACAAGAGUUAGAGGAACAGCUAUUGCAUAUGACUCAAAUACGGUUUGGGAGAGAGCACCCAAACACACUCGAACGAAUUAUGCACCUUGCCAUCGUACACUUCAGACGUGGCCGACUAACAGAGGCAGAAAUUUUAAACAAACACGCAUUUGAGUUAAAACAGAUGGUGCUAGGGAAUGAGCACCCUUCAACACUCGACAGUAUACACAGCCUUGGAGUAUUAUAUCUAAAUCAAUAUCGGUUAAAAGAGGCAGAAGACUUCCUUUCGUAUGCAUUCGAGCUAAGACAAGCGGUAUUGGGAGGGGGCAAUAUUCACACGCUUGAUAGCAUGGGGACCCUUGCAAAAGUAUAUCGCUCCCAAAGGCGGAUUGAAGAAGCAGAAAAUUUAGAGAAGCGAACACUUGAGCUAAGGAGCAUUUUUCUGGGAGUCAAUCACCCGCGUACUCUGAUGAGCAUGCAAGAUCGUGCAAGACGAUACUGCGCUCGAGGCCACUUCAAAAUGGCGGAAGACUUGAUGAUACAAUUAAUUGAAUUGCAAAGAGGGAUAUUAAGGGUCGACCACCCAGAUACCAUUUCAAGCAUGAUAUUACUUGCUAAUAUUUGCAGAGAUUUGGGAAAACUGGACGUUGCAAUACGUCUCAUGGAGAGCUGUCUGUCAGUGCAUAAGGCAGAGUUGGGACAAAACCAUAGGCAUACGGUAGGACUCGUAAUAGUUUUGGAGAAAUGGCGAAGAGAAGCUGAUAUUUGCGCUGUCAACUCGCCACGGAGGGCUUGGCGGAGGAGAUAUCAAUCAGCAGAUGUGUAUGAGGAGGAGGAGGAAGGAGAGGAGGAGGAAGAGGGAGAGGAGGAAGAGGUGUGA